Molecule: messenger RNA, 2392 nt
Organism: Saccostrea echinata
Lineage: Eukaryota; Metazoa; Mollusca; Bivalvia; Ostreida; Ostreidae
Exons: 8
Coding region: 545-2188 (547 amino acids)
Biological process (GO): protein peptidyl-prolyl isomerization
Molecular function (GO): metal ion binding; peptidyl-prolyl cis-trans isomerase activity
Source: RefSeq, a predicted model, not a curated record
AAUGUAGAGCUAUCACCGGAAUUUUCUGUUAUAUCGACUGCCAAGGUGAAAAUCUCUGUGUGUACAUUACAUUUCCCGAAUGUUGACAUGAGCUUAUGUGUACAAUCUUUACCUGUGAAAAGGAAAUCGAAACUUUUAAGAUUUCGCCUCUGAAAUUAAACAUACACCAGCCGGUGUUUAAUGGAGUGUGUGUGGUAGAGUUUACAAAACUGUGAUCUUAGAGGGUCUCCCCCUGAUACGGACCUUAUACAAGCCAGACUGAGGUCGCGGGGGUAUUAAGUCUAGAUAUCUAACAUGGAGGGGUUUAACUUCAGUAUUACGUAAGGUCUGUGUGAAUUUUAUGUAGAGAUCUAUAUAUGUACAAUCUGUUUGCCUCUGUGGAUCGAUAGCUCUAGACUCUGACGAAGAGAUCACUUCAGUCGUAGGAGUUCCUCAUGCCAAGGAUGUUUAUGAAUGUUUUUGAUACUGUGUUUCAGAUUUUUCUCAAUUAAGAAGUGGAUAUGACGUGAAGAGAAUUUGUCCUUGUGAGUGACGUUACGUGGACAUGCCUCCCGUCAGGCUCUAUGACGUCAGCGUGGGGGGUCAGCGCGUGAAGGACCUGGGGUUACAAUCUGAGUAUGACAGGACAGUUGAAGUGUCCAGUGCCCCCGAUACAUUUGCUUGUGGACACAUCCUGUGUCAUAAAUGUAUCCGAAACCACUUGGUCCCUCGGCGGGGUUCCAUCUGGGAAUGUCCGGUCUGUAAUAAGGAGUCGGAUUCGUUCAACUUAACGGAAUCCACCGGCGGUGGAACAGAAGACGACGAUUCACAGCAUAUAAAACUGAUGUCCAGUUAUGACCAAAUGGUGGAAAAGUUCAAUGGGGUUGACUAUUCAUUGAGGAGGCUAAAAGAUGAGAAAGUGGAGGCCAAAUCUGUAGGUCUGUCUUACACCACCUGUCCCUGUAGUAUGUGCGGGGAGAACCACGGAACCCUCUCCGUGACGCAGGAGUACAACCAACUCCGCGUCCAACACAUGCGUCCAAGCUCAAUUGAUCAUUACUUCUACCGGCUCUCCACCGGAAGUAUCGUAACGUCAUUUUACAGUGUCGUAAAUUCCUCUUGUGUCUGUGUCCCGUGCACUUACAAAGAAAUUCACCAGCGUCCUCAAGAUUUCCCCGCCAUCACUAAUAAUAACCUCAAAGGCUCGCCGGAAAACGCCUUGGCAGAGGUGGGAAAGGUGGUCACCAGUAACAAUGCCCCUAUAGAAUCUCUACAGGGCAAAAGUGUCAUUGAGAUUGACCAUAAUAUCAGCGUGAAGGAGCGGGCAGACUUGUUUACUUUUAGCUCUACAGCCGCCAUGAUAAAGAGGCUGGUGCGGAGGGAGGAGCAGAAUUUGGAUCUUAUAAAGAAAAGUCCUAAAAUAUUCAAAGAUGCAGUCAUACAUGGAAUGCUGGAGUUUGAGUGGGAUCUUUUCAUUGAUGCAAAGAAAAAAGAAUUACGCGGUGAGACAUGGACAUUUGAGGAGAAGGCAAUCUGCUUCAGUAAUGGUGUCCUCAUAGGAGGAGGAGGACCAGAUGAUUUUGUUAUCUGGGCCGAGGACAACUUUAAUUUUGAAGAGUUCCGUCCCUUACCGCUAUACGAAACUCUAAUGGAGGAGGCCUAUCUCACACAUCUCAGCUCUAAAAACCAUGAUUAUGUUUACCUAGACAUUUCUAUCGGAGGAGAACCAGCGGGCAGGCUUGUUAUUGAGUUAUUCUCAGACAUUGUUCCUCGGACGUGUGAGAAUUUUAAGGCGCUGUGUACAGGAGAAAAAGGAAAAUCUGAGUCGGAUUACACACUACAUUAUCUCAACACAUUUUUCCACAGAAUUGUCAGAAAGGGGUGGAUCCAAGGGGGCGACAUUUAUCACGGAAGAGGGAACGGCGGGGAGUCUAUAUUUGGAUACGUGUUUGAAGAUGAGAACUUCGCAGUGCCCCACUCUAGGCGUGGUAUGGUAGGGAUGGCCAACAAAGGGCGCCACACGAACGGCUCUCAAUUCUACAUCACAUUAGAACCCACUCAAUGGAUGGAUACUAAAUAUGUAGCUUUUGGGCAAGUAAUUGAAGGCACACAGACUCUUAAGAAAAUGGAAGAACAGGAGACGAUGAAUGAGCGGCCAAGGAAAGACAUCAAGAUCACAGACUGCGGUGUCCUCAAGUUCCAGUUCUGAGGAGGGACAUCUGAGGAGGAAUCUCCUCAAUAAGAAUUAACAGGGGGUGCCACUGUUGUUAAUAUCUGACAUUAAUGCAUUAAGACAUUUCGGGGCAAAAACCCCGGGUCUCUAUUCUUCUGUGAUACCGUUUUCGUUAAAUGCAUCAUCUUUGUAUUAUAUCAUUAUACAAUUUUUUUCAAGAUUAAAUCAUGAUAAAGAAAA